UGCUAUAAAUGGUUGAAGAGGGCCAGACCACAAACCACCAGAGUCAUACCUGUCAAAAAGAUUAGACAAACCUUCUAUUCUUAGACCACCCCUUUAACAUUUUCAGAUUUCCUUGUCUCCUCGAGAAAGAUUUUAUUUAUCAUUCCAUUUUAUUCCUAAAUUCUUGUUUCUUGAAUCUCUCCUUCUCUCUUUCUUGAUCCUCCACAUCUUUUAUGGUUUUGUAACAGCCAUUUUAGCUUGUGGGGUGUCAAGAACUUACCACUUUAUGUGCAUAUAUGAUCAUGUGUUCAUGUUCAUGUUAGAAUCUUGAGUUUUCUUAGUAUUGUUCAAGGUUUUAUUAGUUUUGAGUUCGAAAGAAAGAGAAAGAGAGAGAUGGAACAGAAGCAUAUGUUGUUGUCUGCUUUGAGUGUUGGCGUCGGGGUCGGUAUGGGGCUAGGAUUGGCAUCUGGACAAAAAGUGAGUAGGUGGGCUGGUGGAAAUGGUUCAAUAGAUGGUGUCACGGUUGAGCAGAUUGAGCAAGAGUUGAUGAGGCAGGUUCUUGAUGGAAGAGAGAGCGAGGUCACAUUUGAUGAGUUCCCUUACUAUCUCAGUGAGAAAAUCCGGAUGCUAUUAACAAGUGCGGCAUUUGUUCAUUUAAAGCAUGCUGACUUCUCCAAGCACACCCGGAACCUUUCUCCCGCCAGUAGAACAAUUUUGCUCUCAGGACCUGCUGAGUUUUAUCACCAAAUGCUUGCAAAGGCUUUAGCACAUAACUUUGAAUCAAAGUUGCUGUUGUUGGAUGUUCAUGACUUUUCCAUAAAGAUGCAAAGCAAAUAUGGAUGCAUUAAAAAAGAACCCUCUUUCACAAGUUCCAUUUCCGGGUUCACUUUGGAACGAAUGUCCUCUUUGUUUGGUUCUUUCUCAAUCCUUUCUACAAAGGAAGAAACAAGGGGUAUGGAAGGGUCAAACAAUCCUCCCAAACUUCGCAGAAAUGCCUCCACUGCAUCUGAUAUGAGUAGUAUUUCUUCACAAUCCGCUUCUACAAAUCCAGCUCCUCUCAAGCACUCCAGCAGUUGGUGUUUUGAUGAGAAACUCUUUCUGCAAUCACUUUAUCAGGUGUUGGCUUCAGUAUCGGAGAGAAAUUCCAUCAUUUUAUACCUUAGGGAUGCCGAGAAGAUUCUUCUUCAAUCACAAAGGAUGUACACCUUGUUUGAAAAAAUGUUGAAGAAGCUCUCAGGUAAUGUGUUGAUACUUGGUUCCCGGAUGUUGGACCAAGAAGAUGAUUGCAGAGAAGUGGAUGAGAGGCUAGCUCUGUUAUUCCCAUACAACAUUGAGAUCAAACCACCAGAAGAUGAGACCCACCUUGUCAGCUGGAAAGCCCAACUGGAAGAGGACAUGAAGAAGAUUCAGAUUCAAGAUACCAAAAACCACAUUGCAGAGGUGCUUGCAGCAAAUGAUAUCGAAUGCGAUGAUUUUAGUUCUAUUUGCCAUGCAGACACAAUGGUUCUUAGCAACUAUAUUGAAGAAAUUGUAGUAUCAGCAAUAUCCUAUCAUCUGAUGAAUAAUAAGGAUCCAGAAUACCGAAAUGGAAAGCUUGUUAUAUCAUCUAAGAGCUUGUCACAUGGAUUGAGUAUAUUCCAAGAAGGUAAAAGUGAUGGGAAAGAUACUUUAAAACUAGAGACUAAUGCCGAAGCUGGCAAGGAAACUGAAGGGGAAGAGGCUGUUGGUGCCAAGAAUGAUAUUAAAAGUGAAACAGAAAAAUCUGUAACUGGAGCCAAGAAGGACAGCGAGAAUCAGCCUAAAACCCCUGAAGUACCUCCUGACAAUGAAUUUGAGAAACGAAUCAGACCAGAGGUUAUCCCCGCAAAUGAGAUUGGAGUAACAUUUGCAGAUAUUGGUGCCUUGGAUGAAACCAAAGAAUCACUCCAGGAGCUUGUCAUGCUGCCUCUUCGGAGGCCGGAUCUCUUCAAUGGUGGGCUUCUCAAGCCCUGUAGAGGUAUAUUGCUGUUUGGACCUCCGGGAACAGGAAAAACAAUGCUGGCAAAAGCCAUAGCCAAAGAAGCUGGAGCAAGUUUCAUAAAUGUCUCGAUGUCUACCAUUACUUCAAAAUGGUUUGGUGAAGAUGAGAAGAAUGUCCGAGCUCUAUUCACACUUGCUGCAAAGGUUUCCCCAACUAUCAUAUUUGUGGACGAAGUUGAUAGCAUGCUAGGGCAGCGGACUAGGGUUGGUGAGCAUGAGGCCAUGCGGAAGAUUAAGAAUGAGUUUAUGACUCACUGGGAUGGUCUGAUGACAAAACCUGGCGAGCGUAUUCUUGUCCUUGCAGCAACCAACAGGCCAUUUGACCUUGAUGAAGCAAUUAUCAGGCGGUUUGAGCGCAGAAUUAUGGUCGGUCUUCCAUCUAUUGAGAGCAGGGAAAGGAUUUUAAAAACUCUUCUGUCAAAAGAAAAAACAGAAGGCUUAGACUUCAAAGAGCUUGCAACCAUGACAGAAGGAUAUAGUGGAAGUGAUCUUAAGAACUUGUGUGUCACAGCAGCAUAUCGACCAGUCAGAGAGCUUUUACAGCAGGAGCGAGUGAAGGAUAAGGAAAAGAAGCAGAAAGCCGAAGAAGGCACAAGCUCUGAAGAUGCUGCAGAUACAAAGGAAGAAGGCACAAGCUCUGAAGAUGCUGCAGAUAAAAAGGAAGAAGGCAAAGAGGAAAGCGUAAUCAUUCUAAGGCCAUUAAACAUGGAUGAUAUGAGACAGGCAAAGAAUCAGGUUGCUGCAAGUUUUGCAACUGAGGGUUCGGUAAUGAAUGAGCUGAAGCAAUGGAAUGAGUUGUAUGGUGAAGGGGGUUCAAGGAAGAAGCAGCAGUUGACUUACUUCCUCUAGAUUUUAUAAAGCGAUCACCCUAUCAUUAGUAACAUUCUUUGAAAGUGGGAGGUUAUGGAAGCUUUUCCCUGCAAGUAAAACAUGGUUGUCACAAGCAUACAACAGAGCGGCAUUGAACGGAAUGCAGAAUGCCUUGACACCAUUUCCUGAAAUUGAAAUGGCGAAGGAGUUUAUGUUAGGGUGUUAUAUAUACUUUCAUUUCUGUCUGGAACGUGCAGAUGGGGUGAAAGAAUGUUACUUCUCAGUAUUUUUUUAGGCCAUUCUGCAAACAAUUGCCACCACAUUUUUAGUAUUGUAAUGAUGUUAUGUCUGCGUGGUACUUGAAAAUGCUUAUGGGUUUGUGGAAUUUGAGAGGGAGCUAUAUUGAGUUUGUUAGAUAGUUUGUAGUCUAUGAACAUAGAAUUUGUAAAUUAGUCUUUGUGAAAAAUAAUAUAUAUAUUUUUUACUCU
Molecule: messenger RNA, 3296 nt
Organism: Populus trichocarpa (black cottonwood)
Lineage: Eukaryota; Viridiplantae; Streptophyta; Magnoliopsida; Malpighiales; Salicaceae
Exons: 15
Coding region: 373-2847 (824 amino acids)
Cellular component (GO): mitochondrial outer membrane
Molecular function (GO): ATP hydrolysis activity; ATP binding
Source: RefSeq, a predicted model, not a curated record